Molecule: messenger RNA, 947 nt
Organism: Coffea eugenioides
Lineage: Eukaryota; Viridiplantae; Streptophyta; Magnoliopsida; Gentianales; Rubiaceae
Product: dormancy-associated protein homolog 3
Exons: 3
Coding region: 122-547 (141 amino acids)
Source: RefSeq, a predicted model, not a curated record
GAGCUGAGGACCAUUUCCUCUUCUGAGCUCUCUCCGUGAAAUAAUUUCCGAGUGGGUGAAGGUUUGAGGGAAUAGUUCCGUUCCGUUCCGUUAGCGUGUGGGGAGUCUGCUAAAGUGCGCCAUGAGUUUACUGGAGAAGCUCUGGGAUGAUACAGUUGCCGGCCCCCGGCCCGAUAGCGGGCUCGGGAAACUCAGAAAACAUCCGACCUUUAACUUCCGACCGAACGCCGGGAAGGAAUCCGUAGUUGGAGGCCCGAGAUCAUACGGGAACGGAGCAGGAGGAGCGGCGGCGGAGGAUGCAGUGAGGGUGACAAGAAGUAUCAUGAUAGUAAGGCCACCUCCAGUUGACGUUAAAGACUCGCCGCCGGCAUCGCCAGCCGGGUCAACACCUGGCUCUACAACACCUGGCUCUACACCUCCGGUAUCUCCCUUCGCCGGUGCUGGAGGAAGAGAGGCGUAUCGGUUUCGCAGGAAGUCUGCAUCAUUCGCAUACGAGAAAUCCAGCAGUGUUGGACCCAGGAACCCUCCUCCUCCUUAUGACCUGUGAGAUAUGAGGCUUUGCAUUUUCCAUGUUGAGCGGCUAAAAGUAGUCAGAUUUUCAUCUUUGCAGCUUGUCAUGGGGAAUCUUUUAGAUGAAUAGCACUGAGUGUGAAAAGUUUGGUGGCGUGUAAUCAAAAAAUUAAUCUUGUAAAUAUGGGUUAUGGUAGUGUUUGCUGUCUCGGUGUAUGGAGGGCUGGUUAUGCAGACUUCUGUAAAAGCUCAGUUUGAAGUUUGUAAUGUAUCCUGGUCUCUGUAUGCAGAGCUCAGAGUGGUUUGGUUUCUCGCAAAACUGCUAAAUUUCUUCUGUUAUUUCCUUCAUUUUCCGGUGCGCUUGAAUGCCUAUUUGUGUUGUGCAACUUUGGUUGAUAUUGCAGUAAAGCUGUGCUCUCCUUGUACCUGUUUUUCAA